Messenger RNA from Purpureocillium lilacinum, 1644 nucleotides. RefSeq lists its product as uncharacterized. The record is from RefSeq and is a predicted model, not a curated record. Lineage: Eukaryota; Fungi; Ascomycota; Sordariomycetes; Hypocreales; Ophiocordycipitaceae. Gene Ontology annotation, biological process: regulation of membrane potential; proton export across plasma membrane; sodium ion export across plasma membrane. Gene Ontology annotation, molecular function: sodium:proton antiporter activity. Gene Ontology annotation, cellular component: plasma membrane.
AUGCCAAAUCUAGACGUCUCGGAGCUCAACGUUGUGCUGAGCGUGCUGGGCGCGUUCAUCCUGCUGUAUGGCAUCAUCUCGGUCAAGAUCAAAUCCCGAUGGUAUCUCGGUGAAGCCUUGCCGGCCGUGCUCAUGGGCAUCGCCCUCGGACCUCUGGCCGCCAGGUUCCUCGACAGCGAGAGAUGGGGGUCCGCGGAAAAGGGGCAGACCAACGACAUCACUCUGGGUGUCACUCGCGUCAUGAUUGGCGUCCAGCUCGUCAUCGCGGGCUACCAGCUCCCAGCCAAGUACAACCUGAAGCGCUGGAAAGAAAUGGCGCUCUGCCUGCUCCCCAUCAUGACCAUCAUGUGGCUCUGCACCACGCUCUGCGUGCUCACCGCCGUGCCGCGCGUCACGCUCCUCGCGGCCCUCGUCAUCGCAUCGUGCGUCACAUGCACCGACCCCAUUCUCUCGCAGGCCAUCGCCAAGGGGCCGUUUGCCGACAAGUACGUCGCGCGGCCGCUGCGGGAGAUCAUCUCCUCCGAGGCCGGAGCCAACGACGGGUUUGGGUUUCCGUUUUUGAUGCUCGCUGUGUAUCUGAUGCGACAUGCGGAUCUCCCGGAACCGGGCGUGCCGGCGGGUGAGGAGAGGGUGGAAGGGAUCCCGGCGAAGAUGUUGUUUGCGCGGGAGGACGAGGUUGGUCGUCUUGGCGGGGGCGUGGGAGUAGCCAUGAAGGAGUGGUUCCUCGAGACGUGGCUGUACAUUGUGCUUCUCUCCGUCGUGUAUGGCGCUGUCGUCGGCUACGGAUCAUGCAGGGCCAUCGGGUUCGCUCUGAGAAGAAAAUGGAUCGAUGGCGAAUCCCACUCCCUAUUCCCCGCUGCGCUGGGCAUGUUCCUGGUGGGCACCUGCGGCGCCAUCGGCACCGACGACCUCCUCGCGUGCUUCGUCGCCGGCAACGCCCUCAACUGGGACGGCGAGUACCUCGCAGAGACGGAGCGCCGCCACGACGAGGUCAGCUCGUGCAUCGACGUGCUGCUCAACUUUGGCGGGUUCAUGUACAUUGGCACCAUCCUGCCGUGGUCCGAGUUCCACGACCCAGAGGGCGUCGCCACCGGCCUGACGUACGGGCGCCUCAUCGGACUGGGCUUCCUCGUCCUCGUCCUGCGCCGCAUCCCCGCUAUCCUGCUCACCUACAAGCUCAUGCCGGGCGUGGUCCGGGACUGGAAAGAGGCGCUCUUCAUGGGGUACUUUGGCCCGAUCGGCGCGGGCGCCGUCUUCUACCUCGAGCACAGCCGGCACCUGUUUCCGGAGGCCGGGAGGGGCGACGGGGAGGAGACGGAGCUGGCGCGUGCCAUUGGGCCCGUCGUGUACUGGCUCGUGCUGUUUUCCAUUGUCGUGCACGGGCUGUCCAUUCCGGCGCUUAACCUCGCGUACACGCUCAUGGGGGUGGAGCCGGUGCAGGACGACGCCAGGGAGAUUCGGCGCAUGUCGGAGCGCGUGGCGACGCCCGUCAACGCCAUCCCCAGCGGAGAGGACACGUUUAUUGCGUACAACCGCUUUAGUAGAUCGGUGUUUGACCCGCUGGCGCUGCCCGUGUCGCAGACGGCUGGAGGAAACAAGGGGUUCGUGCUUGACGAUGACGACGAAAAGGGUCGAGCUCGAUGA